Molecule: messenger RNA, 5165 nt
Organism: Daphnia magna
Lineage: Eukaryota; Metazoa; Arthropoda; Branchiopoda; Diplostraca; Daphniidae
Product: max dimerization protein 1
Exons: 6
Coding region: 1560-2294 (244 amino acids)
Biological process (GO): regulation of transcription by RNA polymerase II
Molecular function (GO): RNA polymerase II cis-regulatory region sequence-specific DNA binding; DNA-binding transcription factor activity, RNA polymerase II-specific; protein dimerization activity
Source: RefSeq, a predicted model, not a curated record
UUUUUACAAAUGUUUUGGUUCAUUGAAUGUCGAAAAAGGGGGGGAAAGAUUAGGUUAACUAAUGAACUGUUUAGUUUAGUCAGUUUUGUUUCCAGUUUUUACAUUCUCGUAUUAUUGUACGGUGGAAAAUGGAAGAAAAUCCGUCAAAUAUUUGGUGGGUGGCAUAAAGAGGAAGUUUGGGAGCAAGAAACUCGCGCGCGUGGUUCUUUGUGUGUGAUGUUUUGUUGAGCGGGGCGGUCUCUGCGCCUGCGGGCGGACUGACUUUUCACGUGCUUCUUCUCAAAGUCCCGCACGAAACCACCCGAAAAAAAAAUAUUCUCUGGUUAAAAUGCAAACCAGGAAAAGAAAAAAAAAGAGGGCUCACGAACAACGGAUUUUUACUCUUUUUUGUUUUCUUUUUUAAAAUAAUUUUUCGAGAGAGAGCUCUGCGAUUGGCCAGCACGGACACGUCACCUGAACGCCAACAGCGCCUCUGUUGGUAGUGGCCUUCUCAAACACCAGCACUCUUUUUUGUUUUUAAUCUGUAUUGCAAAAUCGGAAACUUGGCCUUUGCUAAGAAAACGAUUUGACUGCACGCGUUUUUCUUGAAAGGAAAGCAUUUCUAUGGCUGUAAACGUGUUGGCGUACGUUACCCGAGCUUACGGGAUUGCAGGGUCACUUGCCAAGAUGGCCAUGAAAAAAUCGGAUCUUAAUGGACAAAGGAAACGUGAAAUUUUUAGCAGAUAUCACAUCCGUCACUGUAUUCGUCAUGUCAAUGAAAAUGAGCAAAAAAAAAAAGGGUUCGAUUAGCCUAAUUGAAUUCCCUCAAAAUCGGUCGGAUCGAGAGUUCUUCGACAUUGUUUGUAACAAAGGCCUUGAGAAAUCGAUAGAAAGAUGGCGCUGGAGUCGCUAGACGACAGGGAGAAGGGAAGGGGAUAUUUUCCCGUGUUCCCAUUGGAGAGAAAGGCAACGAGAGGGGGUGCGGGUGUGUGUGUGUUGUAUCUGAGCAGAACGUCAACAGUCGGAGCUGGUACGAUCUAGAGGAAGGAGCUCGUUGCGAUCCAUUUUCUUCUUCUUCAUUUUCUAGACAAAAAAAAAAAAACGUUAAUUUCUCCUCUGAAAAUUCGUCGUAAUCAAAUUUUAAAGAAAAGGCAGAAAACUCUAUUCUUUUUUCUCGCCUUUGUAUAUUCUCGUUUCCAACUUUUGUUCGGAAACAAGAGCUUUGGAGCUCUGCACGUGCCUGCCUACGUGUGUUCAGUGUGUGUGUGUAUGUGUGUGUAUAAGUGAGUGUGUGUGUGUGAAAAAUCCUGCUGAAUCGGUCCUCACACGCAGCUCCCGAGUUGGCUCGGUCUCACAUCCUGUCCACCAACCAACCAGCCAUAUUGAAGAUAAAAAAACUCAAGCGAAAGCUUUAUGCUUGAUUUAGCUACGUCUCUGGCCUGUGUUUCUUUGUUUUCUUCUAUCGAUUUGGCAAGAGGUUUCUCUCUACCUCUCGGUGUACUAUACACCCACCUCCCAUUACACACACACGCCGAAUUUCAUUUGUUAUUUUGUUCGUGGUGUUGUGUGUGUUCGCCGUCAUGAGCAUCGACGCGCUACUUCAGGCAGCCGAGUACCUGGAACGAAGGGAAAGAGAAGCUGAGCAUGGCUACGCGUCGUCAUUGCCAAUGCCCAUUGAAGAUUAUGGUAGUAGUCCGACCCCGUCCGGUUCUUCUUCGUCUUCCGCGACAACUUCUUCUACGACUCGACCUAUCAAAAUCAAGAAAAACCAAGGGAGCCGGUCGACACACAACGAGUUGGAGAAGAACAGGCGUGCUCAACUGAGAACUUGUUUGGAGAAACUUAAAGAUUUGGUCCCGUUAGGGCCGGAAUCGGCCCGUCACACUACGCUGGGAUUACUGACACGCGCGAAACAUUUUAUUAAGACGUUGGAAGAGCGAGACAGACGCCACCUGCAGCACAAGGAGCAGCUGAACCGAGAGCAGCGCUUUUUGCGAAGGAAGAUGGAGCAGCUGUCCCAGCAAUUUGAACAGUUGUCAUCAUCCAGCCCAGGCGCCUCCAGCCAGAUGAAUAAACGACGGGGAAACUCCCUUUCUGAAUGCUCCAUCUCGACGACGAUUUCCUCGGCUUCGUCGUUGACCUCAUCCGUCUCGUCCGAAACCGAUGAAGUCGACGUGAUUGGUUACGGAAGUCACGGUAGCGAUUUGGACGAUCAAUUGAGCGUUCAAUCAGCCUCAAGCGAUUCGGGCAUUGGCCUGGGCAACGUUGCCAGUAUCGGACAUUUUCCUCAUCUCUCCAUCACGGACAGUGUUUAAAAGGACUACAGCAACAAAGAGAAAACGUAACUAAAAAGAAACGGCAAAAAAAAAACUACAUUUUCAAAUCAUCGCCUUCUCUCUCUCUCUAUCUCUCUCUCUUUCGCUUGUAUACGCCACAUACAGCUACCAACGUCCACCACCUCCAGCCCUGAAAUUACUGCCAUUUUCUGUUCAAGUAUGCAGGAGAGUGAUGAAAAUGAGGGGGGGGGGUGAUUGAGAGAUUUAAGAAGAAAAAAUAGGAAGUGUUGUUCAGUCUCACACGCAGCAACAACAACAACAAAAGGAACAACACUGACUGCCGUGUCAAUUUUUUUUUAAGUUUUGUUUUGGUUUCAAAUGAUUAUCCCUCCCUUAUUUUUGUUUUUCUUGAGAUUUUCUUUUUUUUUUUUGUGGCUGACUGUGGAAAACAGGAAAUGGAUAGUGUGUCAUUUGGAGGAGACGGAAAUGAUUGCGAUAUUGGACUUUGGGUUGGGUAUACUUUUUUCUUAGGGGGAGGAUUCGGGGUAGCCACGCCAUCAGAAAUUAAAAAGCAGAUCCGCCGUUUGAUUUUGUCAAGAAAGAAAACCUGCCCGAAACGAUGAUUUUUUUUUUAUUAUUAUUAUUUUGUCUUUGCGAAUGUGUGUGCGUGUGUGUGUGCGUGAUGGGGGGGGUUGACGAAUGCGCAAACCUUAAAGAAAUCGGACACGAGUUGUAGCGAUCUCGCUGUAAAGAAAUCCUGAGCAGUAUUUUUUUUUUCUUCUUCGCCUAUUAAAUUAAUUUAUUUUUUAUUUUUUAUCAAAUUUCCCAAAGAUUUUAUUUGAUUUUUUCCGUUUUCGAAUUGAAAAUUGUUCAGGGCAGCCACACCAUUUUACAAAUGAGUUUGUUUAUAUAUUUUUUAAGGUUAUUUUUAAGAAUAUAUCGUAAUCAGAGAGGUUACGCUAUUACAAAGUACAAGUCAGUACCAACACAAGUCGCUCCCCCUCCUCCCAAAAUGUCUUUUUUCCCAAGUAAAUCCCACCUUAACUUGUCAACUAUUUUUCAUUUGUGUUUUCUUCCCGUCCUCCCAUCCCCAGAAACGUCCAUCUCUUUCCUUCAGUGGGGAAUGGGGUUUUAAUUGGGACGGUAAAAACAAAACAUUUUGCUUUGUUUUGAAUCAGCAAAAUUUAUGAGAUUGGUACAAACUCGUGAUGUUCGAAACUGGUGAACGAUAGAAACAGAUUUCCUCUUUUUUUUUGUUUUUUCUUAUUUGUUGACAUUUUUCUUUCUGAAAUUUAGUUUUUCGUCUGAUGGUAAAAAACCAGGAAAAAAAAAUUUAAUUUUUUUAGACUUCAAUUUAAACACGAAAAUUGUGUUGUGGGAAAUUAAGACGAUUUAAUGUUGGUAUUAUUAUUGAAAAAGAAAUAAGAUUCUUCCAGUUUAAAGGCGUUAAAAAAAAAAUUGUCGAUAACAAACAAAAGCGGAAUGUGUUCCGAAUCCUAAAUUAACCUGAUUUUCAUUCUUCCUUUCUUCCUCUCCUCCCCACCCCUAAAUUUGUUCUUUUUUCUUUCAAGUUUAUAAAGUUCAACUUGAUUAAGAAAAUGAGAGGAAGAACGUAACAAAUGGACAAAGCCAGUGAAUAAGUGGAGACGCUACAAGUUGACAGAGAAAAACAAAUUAGAAAUUUUAGUGGAAAAAACAAAACAAAAUUAACGUGUAGUUAACGAGCGCCCUUAAACCUCGUUCAAAUGUGUACAGAAUGUGUUUUCAAUUCGAUGGACAUUUAGGAUUACUCUCCCUUUUUUUGUUCACCUUUUUUCGUUUUUCGUUAUUGACUCCCGAGAUCCAAUGUGGGAAUUGCGUGAAAGAUGGUGGGGGAAUUUUAUAGUAUCAACUUAUUCAAUUACCGAAGCCGUUUUGUAUUCGAUUUCUGAUGUAGACAUUUUUAGAAAGCAAAAGCUGAUGUGAAAAAUCCCUUUUUUUUUUUUUUCAUCGUUCACACUUCGCUAUUUCCUCCUUGUUUAUAAUCCAGCAAAAGGCUAACAAUUCUUCAACUUGAAUCUGAAAUCCAACUAAACGAUAAAAAACAAGUAAUUCCUUACCCACACUUUCAUCUUUAAUGGCUUUCUCGCACCUUUUCCAUUCGAUCAACAUUUUUUCAUCGCCAACCCGCAGCAAUAGCGAAAAAUAUGUACAUUUUAACAUUUUUGUUUAUAUUAUUAUUAAUUUCCCGGAGAAAUGAAAUCAUUUGAUCAAAUUACAAAAUGAAGGGCAAAACGAGGCACACACACACACACACACGAAAAAAAAAAAUACAAUUUGUUGUGGUUUGGAAAAGAAACAUUUUAAUUGGGAGAAAAUGUCAUCGCAGCGUAUUUUGAUGAUGAAUGUGUCUUGUUUGUUUACGUGUUUAGGGCUGUGAGCCUUUUAUCUGUGUACGUGCCGAGUGUGUGUGUGUGUGUGUGUGUGUGUGUGUGUGUGUGUAUAUCAAAUAUGGGAGGGAGAUAUAUAGAUCAAGGAUGGGGGGAACAAAUCAAUUUAAAUUAAUAUAUUUUUCAUUGUGUGUUUUUUUUUUUGUCGAUGACAAAUGGAAGAAAAAUUAACAAAAAAGUCGUCUUGUCACACUACUCAUCUCAAAGAAAAAGAAACAAAAAUUGUGGAGACCUUUUGUUGGGGUUAUUUUUCACCAUUUUUUUGGCUCUUUAAUUUAAUCCACACAUUGAGUUCAAAAAAAAAAUACCAACAAAAGGUGAAAUAAUAAUUAAUAAUAACAAUAAUGGAUAUACGUGUAAAAUUCCUUAAAAUUUCUUUAUAUUAUGUCUGUCCGUGUAUCAUCCCCUCCCAUCAUAUUUUUCUUGUUUUUGUUUGCCUUUUUUUUUUUGAAAUCUCUCAAUACAUUUAUGGUCCCAUGUU